CGAGCUCGCUCACGCCGCACCUGCGAAGCCCGCGGUCAGCGAGAGUGCAGUCUGCGCGGUGAAGGGACCGGACGGGAAAGAUGGCCGUCGCGGAACAUAUGACAAAGAACGGCGGGCUCCCGUCGCGACCGACGACGGCGACAUCCUCGCGACGACGACGACGUGAAGGACGCCUAAACCGCGGCACCGUCGCCGCUCGCCGUCGUUAAGCGCCGCCCGCCGGCGGCCGCGUCGUCGCCAAGUCGCAGCGCGUCCCUACCCGGUGCAACGUGCGGCGGCGGGGCGACAGGAGAGAGGAGAUUCGCGUGUGGCAGUUCUCAGCAGACAGGUGAGUCGAGGUCGAAGCCGCUGCCGCUGCCGACGCCGACGCCGUCGCCGUCGCAUCUCUGUGGCUGCCGCUCCGUGUUGCCACCUGCCACCGACGCCGCCGCCGUCGCCGCCGCCGCCGCCGUCGUCGUCGCCGUCGUCGUCGCCGUGACCGCUGUGGCUGCCGUGUCCGUGUCCGCGACAGUGGUGAUAUAGCGCGGCGCAGCGGGGGAGCCAUGACUACGCGUGGAGAAUGGGCUCGAUCGCGUCGGUGUUGCAGUGGCAUUGCUCGGAGUGCGCUCUGAUAAAUCCGACGGAGAGCGCGAGAUGCGCCAGGUGCGGGCUGACGCGGUUCAGGAGCGACGAGAGGGCCAGCCACGGCAGGCUCGAGCGUGCGGCCACCAGCAGCGCGGAGCGUAGCGGAGGUAGCGCGCCGCGGCAAGAGGCCGCCGUUAGAGCAGCGGUCGCGCUCGCGGGGGCCAACGAGCGACAGCAGCCGACGAGGAAGAGGCGCGACGACGGAGAGGAGCCAGAAUCCUCCGGGGAAUCGACACCGCCGACGCCGCCGCCGAGGACGGACAGAUUGGCGCGCAACCCGAUCACGGAGUGCUCCACGUCGUUUACUGCCGCCGACCAGUGCAGCGAGUCCCGACGCGCCGCUGUUCGCGGUUUCGAGAAGUACCUGUCUACAUCCGAUGUCAGGAAGAAUUUGCAGCGCGGCUCAUGGGCUGGGACCUCGUCCGACAGAGAACCGUUGAAGCGCUCCACAUCUCUACCCUCUUUAGUCACGCAAUGGACUUGUAUUCGAUGUCUGUUGGACAAUAGCUGUAGCUCAUUGAUUUGCGCUGCUUGUGAUGCUAGUUCGUCGAUAGCGCAAACCGACAGAAGACAGAUCGGUGCGCGCAAGAGCAAGAAGAUUAAUUUGCAUAAGGAAAAUCGCCUGAAAAUCACCUCGGGACUUUUGGCCAAUGUCCUAGAUGGAGGUGCUGGCACAAGCGGCUUUAGUAACGAUGAUAAAAUUAGUAAUACAGGCAUGGCACAGUUGACGAGUAUAAGUCGGAACGAACGCGAGAGAGUGGACCACAAAGACUGGAUUUUACCGUCGAUUGGAGCGAUGGAGUCCACGACGCUUCCGUUCGCGGAUAACACCGAUACCUCUCAACGUUCUCCGAAGCGGCAUAGUCCCUCUAUGUAUGAACGAGUAAAAUCCAAAGUCAGUCGUUCCUUAUCGAACGGCUCCGUCGUACAAAAACUAUCGGAGCACGCUGUCCAGCGACCCACGAGCCUGGUAGUGCCGGAAGCGCGUCAAGAUGAUGGUCUGUGGAGCUGCGAUAACUGCACGCUGGACAAUGCGCCCGGUUUGGAGCAAUGCGAAGCAUGCGACGCUCCCAGAAGUCCAGCACCUUGCAGCGGAGUGGUUAUUAGUGUGCCGGCUUGGGUACCACGCGCGUUAUCGUCCGCUGGGCCUUUGUCUUAUCGGAGAUCUUUCUCCGACGUUGACUCGGUUGCGAGCGUGACGCAGAAGAAGACUGUCAACCGUAGGAGUCUGAACGACGAAGAGCCGCCAGCGGUGCCGCCACAUUCCAUUGGCUUCAACACGAGACCAAAGUAUUCCUACAUAGGGAUCACGGAUCCCGAUAUACCGCCGCCGUUGCCAAAGAAACAGAGCAGUAAGUUAGGCCUGAUACCGACGAAGGCGCACAGCGAGGCGACCAGUCCGGUGGGCGAGGUACCGAGCGUGAGCCCGCUCAAGCGAAUGUGGACCUGCAGGAAGUGUUCUUACGCGUACAAUCCGCUAUGGUCGGGUGGCUGCGACAUUUGCGGCUCGUCCAGGUCGCCACCGUCGUUGACGCAACCCAGCCUGAUUACCGUCACGAAGGAUACCAGCAGCUAUCCGACGCACGCACAAUCCCCAAUCGUGGUGACGGGAGAUAGUGUCCGAUACAUCCCGCCAAAGUCAGCCACUUUGGCCACGGCAGAGUCCGACUUGGACGACCAGAUUGACCCGCCGUCGCCGGUAUGGACGUGCAAAAAGUGUACUCUGCUGAACGCCGCGUCGAGAACGACGUGCGAGGCUUGCUGCGGCUCGAAGCUCAAGAGUAUCAUGCACCUGGAGGACGCCACUUUGCGGAAGGGCGAGAGCUGGGUAUGCCCGUCGUGCACGCUGAGGAAUCCUCUGUCGGCACAGAACUGCAAUGCUUGCAAGACCCUAGCGGACUUCCUCGAGGUCCCGAAGGACAACCGAGCUCUGGGCCAACGAAGCCCGAGCCCGAGGCUCUGCCCGACCCCGGCGAAUUCCAAAGCGGUCACUCCGAGACAUCGAAAUUCCGUGAGGAGAAACGGCUCGUCGGCGGGCGACAAGAGGCACUCGAGGACCAGGGACUCUUCACACGCUCAAUGGCAAUGUAAACUUUGUACGUACGAGAACAAAAGUACGAACGCCAUCUGCGAAAUGUGCCAAAGCUCGAAGUCGUUGUCCCAAGUAUCUGGAGACAGGGGGAUAUCCAGACUCAUCGAGUCGGGCACUAGUACCCUUAGAAUACAGCGGCAAGAAAGCGUGGUGAUGGAAAACCUCAGGCAGCUGGAGGAGAGGGAAGCGCUCGAAAAGUGGGAGCGCAUCGUGCGAUACUGCAAAGAGACAAACGAGCCGUUCGUCGACGAUUCGUUUCCGCCCGCUCCGAAAUCCUUGUAUUAUAAUCCCGCGGACACGAAGGAUAAUCACGUCGUCCAAUGGAGAAGGCCGCAUCAGAUUAACGUGGACUCAAGUGUCGAUUCUAAACUGCCUUGGGCUGUCUUUAGGACACCCUUACCUUCUGAUAUCUCGCAAGGUGUCUUAGGAAAUUGUUGGUUGCUGUCGGCUCUGGCUGUUCUGGCCGAGAGCGACGAGCUCGUGAGGAGAGUUCUGGUUAUGAGAGAGACGUGCCCCGAGGGUGCUUACCAAGUCAGACUAUGUAAGGAUGGGAAAUGGACGACGGUGCUCGUUGAUGAUCUACUACCCUGUGAUAAGAGAGGCCACUUAGUGUACUCUCAGGCAAAACGGAAACAGCUUUGGGUGCCGCUGAUCGAGAAAGCGGUUGCUAAGAUACACGGCUGUUACGAAGCCUUAGUAUCCGGUCGUGCUAUAGAAGGUCUAGCGACACUGACUGGUGCCCCGUGUGAGAGCGUGCCUUUACAACCUUCAGCAUUGCCAAGCGAAGACGAACUCGACAGGGACCUAAUAUGGGCACAACUUUUGUCCUCGAGGCAGGCCAUGUUUCUAAUGGGUGCUAGCUGCGGAGGUGGUAAUAUGAAGGUUGACGAGGAGGAGUAUCAGCGCAAAGGUCUGAGGCCGAGACACGCGUAUUCUGUCCUCGAUGUACGCGAUGUACAGGGAAUACGGCUGUUGCGACUACGCAAUCCCUGGGGUCACUACAGUUGGAAAGGGGACUGGUCGGACGAUAGUCCUAUAUGGACCCCGCAAUUACGAGAGAUGCUUAUGCCGCAUGGUGCUUCGGACGGUGUCUUUUGGAUAUCUUUUGACGACGUUCUAAAGUAUUUCGAUUGCAUUGACAUCUGUAAGACGAGGGUCGGCUGGAGCGAAGUGAGACUGCGCGGCACUCUGCCUCCGUUGUCGUCCCUCAGGCACUUGUCGUGCGUUCUUUUGACAGUAUUAGAACCUACCGAAACGGAAUUCACGCUGUUCCAAGAGGGCCAAAGAAACUCGGAAAAGUCGCAACGUUCUCAGCUGGACUUGUGUGUGGUAGUCUUUCGCACGAGGUCUCCGGCCGCCCCGGAAGUCGGUAGACUAGUGGAACACAGUAAACGGCAAGUGCGCGGCUUCGUUGGUUGCCACAAGAUGCUGGAGAGGGAUCUGUACAUUGUCGUGUGCCUGGCCUUCAAUCACUGGCACACCGGAAUGGAAGAUACGUCCAGCUAUCCGGAAUACGUUCUCGCCAUACACAGUUCGAAAAGGCUUUUGGUCGAGCAGAUCUCGCCGCCGGCUUUUGUCCUGGCCGAUGCUAUCAUCAGUCUAACAUUGGCCAAAGGGCAACGGCACGAAGGCAGAGAAGGCAUGACUGCUUAUUAUCUAACUAAAGGGUGGGCCGGUUUAGUGGUAAUGGUCGAAAAUCGUCACGUGAACAAAUGGAUUCACGUAAAAUGCGACUGCCAUGAAAGCUAUAAUGUCGUGUCCACAAGAGGACAACUCAGAACUGCCGAUAGUGUUCCACCCCUUCACAGACAAGUCAUCAUAGUCCUAACGCAGUUGGAAGGUAGCGGAGGUUUCUCCAUAGCACAUCGACUCACGCACAGAUUAGCUAACAGUGGAAACCUGCACGACUGGGGACCGCCUGAUACCCAGCAUUGUCCCCAAAUCGAUACUCAGGUGGAAGGUUUGCACAGUCCUCGCUUGAUAACGUGAAACUAAGAACGUGGUUAAUGAACGGGUAGUAGCGAUAAUCAGAUCGAGGCUCUGGACACGUCGCUCAAGGGAAGUGAUGUCGAUCGUAUUGAACCAGAAACGAUUCUUGUACACGCGACGUUUGAGAAAUUGACUGAGAUGAAAACCAAAGCAAGCUAGAAAGAUUUCAGAGUACAGUAAGACGUUCCGGUGACAUUAGGAGAUACUCUUUGUGCUUUCUAGCUGAUAAUAUUCCACGGAUGCUCUUAGCGUUGCAACAUGCUCAGCAUUGGACGUAAUACAAUAAGUAACAAUUAAUAUACAAUGGUUCUGGACCCCCCCCCCCUCCCCAGUGACUAAUGAUAAUGAUACCUUCUUUCGAGUAGACAGUGCGUCACGCACUUUGAGCGCGCGCGGGUAUUAACACGACAGAAUGAGCAAACUUGAGAACAAAAAAAAAGAGAGAGAGAGAGAGAGAGAGAGAGAAAGGGGGAAAAGAGUAAGAUGAAACGUGCAAAUUAAGUGUUUCUGCUGGAACCAUUGAACCGUAAAGAAGACUUAUGGAAAAUUGAAUAUUUAUGAAGAAACAAGUUGAACAUUUUGCUUGUUAUAUAAACAAAAAAAUUAUUUUCUCAACUUAACGUUUAAGCAUCGUAAGAAAUGACAAAACCUAAAGAUUACACAAUAAUAUAAUGUAAAAUGAGAAACCAUUUUAGGAGACACUAAGGAUGUGUGUGUGAACACCGUACACAUUGUUUUUGGAAUUGCUUAGAGUAUAUAGUACGAUUACGGAUCGGGACAUUUCCAGUUUAACCGACGUUUACACGCCGAUCUCUUAUUGCUGUACACGUAAGGCCGUAUUUUGAAACCCGCAUUUGAGGGAACUCGAGUUCUUAGUUCUCCGUUUGACAUGUGCACGAUAUAAAUGACGAAAAAAAAAAAAUUAAAAAGAAAAACACAAAGAAAAAGAAAAAAGAGGCUGGAUCCUUAUGCACGAGGGUUCUCAUGUAUCGACGGUAGUGGCAUAAUAGGACGUUUAACUUAUCUAGACUUUGUUGUUCCCAUCUCGCAACUGGAUGGAGAGCUUGUGCUAAAGAAAAAAAGGAGAAAAAAAUAUAAUAAUGGACGUAGCGCGCGCGGCUACAGAACCAAAGAUCUCUCUUGAAAGUUUUAAAAUAUCUCGACGCGUUCACUGCCAUUCUAUGCAAUGUAUAUAGCCUACUUUUCGCUUCUGUUACAAAGUCGCUUGGAUUAGUCGGGGGCAGAAUCGGAAUCGUCGACGACAUUCCUCGCGCACUCUCAUUCUCGUUACGUUCUCGUUUGCCUUUGGUCGGUACGUUGCGAAAUACAUGCGCAAGCAUGGCAGUUAGCGGGUUAGACGUCUUUAAUUCUGUGUUCAUGUGCUCUUCGAGGAGGAAAGCUACAUUAACGUAUUUGUGUCUCUCGUUUGUACAUCCAGCCGAUAUCGCAGCAGCACUAUCAGACAGGGCGAUAUGUCCGUUUAUUCGCACAGACAUCACGAAGACGCGUCCGCGAAUCUAAUCUCUUGCGUUUGGCAAAAAGAAAAAAAGAGCAAAAAAAAGGAAAAAGAAAGGAAGAAAAAGAAAAAAGAACGACAUCGGCACAUCGUUGAUCUUUCACAGGGCACACCUGUGGUGGGCGAGUAAAACGACACGUUGCGUAAACGUUUAAUCAAAUCUCCAAAUGCAAAUAUUUUGUUGAGACGAGAGUAUAUUUAAAUAUUUGAAAUACGUAAUAUUAAAAUAUAAGCGCGAUCGCGUGCUACCGAUCGCAGGUGGUACUUUAAUCGAGAGGAUCGAACGUGCAAGUUACGUAACACACUGAAUUUUAACAGUCGUUGUCCCCGGACGAAUCUGUCAAGCUCGAUGUAUGCGGGAGAGACAGAGAGAGAGAGAGAGAGAGAGAGAGAUAGAGAGAGAAAGAGAGAGAGAGAGAAAGAGUAAGAGAGAGAAUGUGUGUGUAUGUAUCGUAAUAUGCUUUCAUGUGUCACGUAAACCGACGAGCGUCUGAUUCACCGUUCCGAGACGGCAAGAUCUGAUGUUUUGGCUCUAAUGUCAAACUGCCAUAUUCCAUGUUUUCGGGCAAUUGUCGAGACGAUCUCGCGCGUGCGGUCGCGUGUCUGGCAGUAGCGAUUACAUCGAAUCAAACAAACCAAAAAAAAAAAAAGAAGGAGCAAAAAGAAAAUUGUCUGAAGCUCUCUAUAUACAUUGAAUGUGGUGAUGCGACAAUAUACGAUGCUGUGAUCAGCCGAUAAAUGCUUUGAUUUAAACCGGAAGAGAAAUUUGCCGAAAGAAAUUCCUUGGUUGACGGACCGCGAGCGUUGUGUGCAAACGCUGUUGCAUUCAAUAGUACAAAAUUCUCAUUUUACGAUUCACGCGGAGAAAUUCGCUCGUCUCGUCCGAGCGCCGCACAGACCGGCGCGGCGUACAUUGGUGCUGUCGUUCGAAGUUUAAAUAUUAAAGGCCAAAACAACAAGAAUGUCCAGAGAGUUAGGUACGUGUCCCGGCAUUGGUACUUUCACUCUCAGGCAUUCGGGAUCGACACCACUAGUGUACGUGUCUCGACUCGUAGUGUGGUUUUCAAUCGUAAAAACGAUACGAUGGAAAAUCGUGCUACUAUCUAAUAAUGUAAGUGUUGAGACUGUUGUGCCGGGUUUCUGUGCGCUCGUUUGCAUAACUGUUCGCGCACGUCCCUCCCGAUGAAGUGAGGAGCGCAUCAUCAAAUGGUCACGAUUGCGAGCCACUCGCGAGCUCGGGGGUUGCUUGCUUGUUGAUCGGUUACGAUCGAGAUCGAGGUGAUGACACACUUGCUGCAAAUAUUGGCCCUUUGUUUCAUUCCGAUCUGGUAGACGGGAGUGCAAUAAAUACGCUUGCGUUUACAAGCGCUUCCGACUUCAUCGGGAAAGGAAGUGUGUGUGUAUGUGUGUGUAUGUGUGUGCGCGCAAAAACCGUUCUGCAAGCCGACUAUACGCAUGUAAUCGCGUGAGCUUUCUUUCGAGACAGUCGCCAGCGUCGGGAUUUGUACGUGUUGUAAUCUCAUUCGCUCUUCUCGAGUUGAACGAUUGGUAGAGACUGAUGUAUUCGCAGCGAUAUGUAUUAUUUGCGCGUGCCCUGAGUUUCUACCACACCGAGAGCGCGGAUUAUUCGGGAAUCUCAUUUUCCUUUUCUGUUUCGUUCCCCACGAUGUCGCAAGUUACGAUUUUCCACCCGUGAGAUUGUCUCCCGCGCGCGAGAGAAUGCGCAGCGCACGCGGGGCAUUCAUUCCCAUCCCCCCCUUCGUCGAUCUCAAAACAGCAGGCCGAAUUUGUCGUAGCAGGGCCUAAGCGCUAGUGACUAGUUUUAAGGAUUAUAAAAACGAGGAACAUAGUCCCGGGAAAUGUCCGUUUUCUCAGCAAUCCGUAAUGCGCGUAUUGACGGAAAUACGUCCAGAUAAUCAGACUUUUAACACAGUGAUGCGCUCAAAAGUUCAGUGAACGUUCUACGAACGAGAGAUUCGGAUUCCCGCGCGAUGGCUCGCGACUCGAACGACGUUUCGCAUACAUCCACACAUCCACCCACACACACACACACACACACACACUCACCCCGGUCGGCUGAACGUUCACAUUUCGGGAUUCAAGCGUUAAAAUGCGCACAGCACCUGAGGCAUUCUCAAUUGUUAAUGCAGUAACGCGCGAAAGUGCUGCAUCGCGGCGACUCACACAGCGAUCGUCUUGCACGGAGAGGACAGAUUCGGCUGAAUUAACGCGAACCGAGCGCAUUUUGAUCGAAGGCGACGGGCGGGAUCGGAUUCUCACGAACCGAAUUUUGCGUUCCCGACGAGCGGAACUUUUGUCCCUUCCGAGUGAAACUCCUCGUCAAGCUGACCGAUCUGUUCCCUCCGUGCGCCUCUGAGCGGAAUGUUUCGCUCAGUCUAAGGGUUCAAACGCGACCAUGCACGCGUAACGUCGUUUAAUUCGCCGAGGCAUUGAAGGAAUUUAUUCUUUACGAGUAACUCUACUUGAUAUUUGCAGUAGGUUCUGUAUUGAGUGGCCUUCGUUUACAAAAGAUAAUAGUUUCGUAAAUAUAAGACUCACAUGGACUCACCAUCGGAGUUGUGCGCUUCGCGAACGUACCGCCCCGGGGUGCGAAGAGAAUCACAGUCGACUUGUUCAUCAAUGAGACGCCGGAGGGAGUCAAUUGAAGCGGAAGAGCGGAAAAGAAUCAGAAUGCUCAGAGACGGAGCGCCUCGUCUCGUCUCUUCCACCCUCGAAGCGUACAGCUCUCAUUGUAUGAGAUCACACGCGCACAUUCUUAAACACACUCGAGGUACCGAAGUGGCAGGUAGCGAGAGAAAUCGCGCUGUCGUACGCGAAAUGGCGCAGAGCGGGCUGGAGGAUUGAUUCUCAUUUUUUCUACCGCAGCACAACACGCGAGCGCGAGUUUGCAUUUUUACGCGAGGGCGGCGGCGGCGGCGGCAGCGGCGGCGGAAAUGCUAAAUAAUAAUCUAGUGCCAUACGACGGAGUCGUAGCGAGUUGUAGCCCGCGUGAAGGAGGGAAAGACGGACGGCGAGUCCCGACGAUGACCGGUACAUUCGCAUGUCAUAAUGUAACGUAUAAGGCGUUUCUCCACAAAGAGUAAACAAACAAAUAAUCUAUUUUACAUAUUGCAUAAUCACCGAGGCUAAAAGACAUCAAGACGUUCCCGUUCGGCGGCUCGCGGAGAUCGCGGACUCACCGGCGCGCUCCGGCUGACGAUUCUGCGGCUCUCUCCGGAGAACGGAAACGCGAAGAGCGAAAAGUUUCGCGCGCGAACCGCACGACUUUAUCCGGGAAACGACGACCGGCGGUGCGGCAUUAUUACGUCAAUGUUGUGCUUUCUCGCUCGACAAUGCGACUGUCACGCCGUGCGACAUUACAGCACGCUUGCAUUGCUGAGUGAGAGAUUGUAUUGACAUAUGAUAAUACAAUAUUGGUGUAAUUAUAAUUAUAAUGUAAUUAUAUAAUGAAUUAUGAUAUAAUUAUAUUAUCGCAUUGCAAUUACAAUAAUAUUUCGAUGUGAUAUCACUGCGUAACAUUACCGGGCGGUUACCGGGUAAGGAUCGUGCGAGUUUUCAAGCAAGGAAAAUGUGUGAAACACUUUCGCGUUUCCGCUCCUGGGAGGGAAGUUACACGAUCGCCGGCGGGAUGUUUGGCGGAACGGCGACGAACGUUCAUUCAUCAACGGGUGCGGCUUGAUACACGCGCAUAUUUUUACUAGACA
This is a messenger RNA of Harpegnathos saltator (Jerdon's jumping ant), 9946 nucleotides long. RefSeq names its product calpain-D. Gene Ontology annotation, biological process: proteolysis. The record is from RefSeq and is a predicted model, not a curated record. Gene Ontology annotation, cellular component: cytoplasm. Lineage: Eukaryota; Metazoa; Arthropoda; Insecta; Hymenoptera; Formicidae. Gene Ontology annotation, molecular function: calcium-dependent cysteine-type endopeptidase activity. The transcript has 11 exons. The coding region runs from base 560 to 4705 and encodes 1381 amino acids.